Camponotus floridanus (Florida carpenter ant) is the source of this 2606-nucleotide messenger RNA. Its product is annotated as zinc finger protein 431. The record is from RefSeq and is a predicted model, not a curated record. Gene Ontology annotation, molecular function: DNA-binding transcription factor activity, RNA polymerase II-specific; RNA polymerase II transcription regulatory region sequence-specific DNA binding. Gene Ontology annotation, cellular component: nucleus. NCBI's taxonomy places the organism in Eukaryota, Metazoa, Arthropoda, Insecta, Hymenoptera, Formicidae. The transcript is spliced from 12 exons. The coding region runs from base 311 to 2518 and encodes 735 amino acids. Gene Ontology annotation, biological process: regulation of transcription by RNA polymerase II.
GACGUAAACGUGGCAUGAGACGAGACAGCCAGGUUUAACGCCGAAUCGAACGACGAUGUCAAUUGAUGGCAAUCAUUUGAUUAUCCAAGCAUGCCAACAAACCUUAUCGCGUCUAGCGCUAAACCCAAUUGUUCGAGAUCCCGGGAUUUACGCGUUACUUGAUUCACGUCGGGUGUAAACACCAUGGAAAGCUGAAGGGAAUCGGAGCAGCCAUGUUUAGCGCUAGAGUCGGGACAAACGACACGCGUUCACGUUUCGCUCGUCAAGGGCGAGCGUCGUGUCAUGGUUCGCCUGGCGCUCAGCAGAAAAAAUGACAGCUGAUAAGGAUUGCACACACUGCUUAGUGUGCAAUAGUAAAGCUGGAGUAUCUACUAGAAAUAGCGUUCGCAUCUUCAAUGAUUCGACUAAUACUACAUCGGAGAAGUCACUUGCUGAUAUUAUAGCAACCGUUUUAAAAAAAGAUAUUAAUGAGGAAUCUGUUCAUUCCCUUGUCAUUUGUAAAAAAUGCUUUAAAUUAUUCAAUGAGGUUGAUGAACUUGAAACUAGAUUAACAGAAAUCAAGCUUGAAUUGUUUAACAAUUAUAAAAAAACAGUAAAGAAAUUGCCUAAUAUACUUUAUAAUGAAGAAGAAUAUAAUGAUCAUGAUUACAUAGACAGUACAGAAAACAAUGAUGAAACAGAGGAGAGAGAUGAUGUACGAAAUGAUAAGGACUUUACACCAGAUGAUACACCAGAAGAAGAAGAAGAAUUUCUUGGAAAUACAGAAGAAAUUGUAUUGGAAGUUGAAGAACUAAAUGAUAAUUCGGAUGAAUCUGUCACAAUACAAAAUUUAAAAAAGAAAUUGAAAAAGAAACUCAAUAUGAAAGUAGACACUAAUCAAGAACAAAUUGUACUUAGAGAUGAAUCUUCAUACAGUUGCUUGUUAUGUACAGAUGAAAAGGAAAAAGUUACGGCAGAUGCUAAAACUAUUAUAGCGCAUAUGAAAGAUGUACAUGACGCUCGUUUGUAUAUUUGCGACGUGUGUGGGCAAGAUUUCAGGAAAAGAAACGAACUUUCCUUACAUCUUGAUGAUCAUGUUGCAAAGGAGGAAGGGGAUUUUCAAUGUGAGAUAUGUAAUAGAAUAUUUAGUAACUUACGAUUAUUCCGAAUUCAUAAAAGGAUACAUUAUCCGCAAGUGAAGUCAUGGCCCUGUGACGUAUGUGGAAAGAGAUAUAGUUCUAAAAAUUUAUUGGAUGAACACAUGAAUAUACAUAUGGGUGUACGCCCAUAUGUGUGCGAGACAUGUAAUAAAGACUUUGCAUCCAAAUAUACAUAUAAAGCGCACGUAAAAACACACGAAGUACGACCUCGUCCAUUCGAGUGCACUCAAUGCGAUAAAACAUUUUUGAACCAGCAAAAUUUGAAUCAACAUGAACGAACACAUAAGGGAGUAAAGGAGCAUGUAUGUCACCAAUGUGGCAAAGCUUUUGGCUCACAUCACAAUUUAGAAGUACACAACAUAGUGCAUACUGGAUAUAAACCCUAUAUAUGUAGAAUAUGUGGCAAAGCAUUUGCACGUAAAGCAGAAAUACGCGAUCAUGAACGAACUCAUACAGGUGAGAAACCUUAUCAGUGUGAAUUCUGCGGAGCAACAUUUAGUCAGAGAUCAAAUCUGCAAUCCCACAAGCGAGCAACACAUUAUAAUGAUAAACGUUACAUAUGCGACAAAUGUCAAAAAGGUUUCAAACGAAGAAGGUUGUUGGAUUAUCAUAUAAAAGCAGCUCAUACUGGCGAAAGACCAUACAAAUGUGACGUAUGUACAGCUACAUUCGUCUAUCCUGAGCACUUUAAGAAACACAGGCGCAUACAUACGGGCGAGAAACCUUUUCUUUGUGAGGUCUGUGGUAAAGCUUUUAAUAGCAGGGAUAACAGAAAUGCACAUAGAUUUAUUCAUAGUGAUAAAAAACCAUAUGAAUGUUUGAGAUGUGGAAUGGGAUUUAUGAGAAAACCAUUGCUUUAUGCCCAUAUGCAAACUCAGGGUCACUUAAAUGAUACCAUAGUAGUGAAUCAACCACGAUUGACAACAGAAGAAGAGCAAGUAAUAACGAUUCCUGAUAAUGGCGAACUAUUGAUGGAAGACGCUGAAACUGGACAGUUGAAUGAAACCGGAUUGUAUGUGACUGAAUUGAAAGACCACGUAAUUAUACAAGAAGGAGAUCAAAUUUAUAACGACGAGGCUGUUUUAUUGAAAAUACCUGCAGAAGAAACUGUAAGCGGUGAAGUGAGUCAUAUCGUUGUUGAGGAUCAGAUGGAUUUCGUGGAAAAUGAUGAUAUUGAAUGCAAAACCGAAGCUGUAGAACAAGUGGAAACGGUUUACACUUAUAAUGAGAAUGAUGAAGGUGAGACAAUAGUUGUGCCAGCCACUACGGAUUAUAAAGAGAUAGUAGAGGACAAAAAUGUGCGAUUAGUACAGAUCAGAUUUCCCUCAUCUGUUGAUGGAGAGGGUAGAAGUUGGUUGAGUUUAGUACCAAAUACUUGAAUUUUUCAACAUUAUUAAUAUACCUUACAUAAUUGGCUGAAAAACUAUAAACAUCUAAUUAGAAAAAUGAUAUUAUUUUUAUAGGUUU